Messenger RNA from Harpegnathos saltator (Jerdon's jumping ant), 590 nucleotides. Its product is annotated as odorant receptor 4-like. The coding region runs from base 62 to 445 and encodes 127 amino acids. NCBI's taxonomy places the organism in Eukaryota, Metazoa, Arthropoda, Insecta, Hymenoptera, Formicidae. The record is from RefSeq and is a predicted model, not a curated record. Gene Ontology annotation, molecular function: odorant binding; olfactory receptor activity. The transcript is spliced from 4 exons. Gene Ontology annotation, cellular component: plasma membrane. Gene Ontology annotation, biological process: detection of chemical stimulus involved in sensory perception of smell; sensory perception of smell.
UCAGGCGAUUAUAUCAUUCUUCGCGACUGUGUAUGCCUUAAGAUUGAACAGCGAAUUCAGAAUGACUAUUGCUAUGCAAUUCGUAGUAAGUACAAUGGUUGUCUGCUCCAAUUUGUACCAAAUGACAAAAACAAUAUCAUUCAGUGCGAUUCUGCCGUUACUACUGUAUAUGUCCUGCAUGUUGACACAGAUUUUUAUUUAUUGUUGGUAUGGGAAUGAAGUAAAGAUAAAGAGUACUCAACUAUUAUAUAGCAUUUUCGCAAUGGAUUGGUUAGCACUGGAUAGGAAUUUCAAGAAAAGUUUGUUAAUUAUUAUGAAUCGUGCAAUGAUACCAAUAGAAUUCACUAGCGCUUACGUUCUUUCCAUGAAUAUCGAUUCUUUCGUAGGGAUACUUAAGACAUCAUACUCAGCUUAUAAUUUACUAAAACAGGUGCAGACGACGUAAGUAAGAAGUAAUUAGAAAAAGAAUGAAAAAUUAGAGAUGAAUUUCUGCGAAAUUUUCCAAUAUUAGUUGAUACUUAUGAAAUGUAUCACAUUCAGUGUAAAUCUGAGGUAUGUUUAAAUGAAUAAAUAGCAAAUAUUUAAAAGAA